GGUUUCAUUUUGAGAAUAGCGUGCUUCUGGAUUUUAAAAAUAUCCGAGAUUGUCGACGUUGCUUUUGGAUCUCCUGUGAAAAACGAAUAAUACAGAGGAAAUAAAAAUAAUCAAGAAUAUUUCUGUUAUGGAUGCUCUUACUGAUUGUCCAGGAUAUUGCCAGGUAGUAUCAAAGCCCAACACUAAAAGCGCUGUCUGGAUUUAUUUCGGUUUACCAGCUGAUGAUAAAGGCCGGAUUUUAAACCAAAAUAUUGUUGUAUGUAAAUUAUGCUCAAAAACUGUUGGAUCAAAAAGUGGGGGUACAAGUAACCUGACAAGUCAUCUAAAGCAUCAUCAUCCUUUAAAAUUUAGGGAAUUGAACACUUCAAGCAAACAAUUGACAAGAAGUACUAUACCUGCCAUUGAUGUUGAUGAUCCUUCAGCUCCAGUUGAUGCUGAGCAGAACCCAAGUGAAAGUGUGAAAAAGCGGCAAAAAACUAUGUUAGAUUUUCAACCGCUGGACAAUAAAUCGUCUAAAAAUUGCACCGAAGCUGUGGCAAAAUUUAUUGCAACAUCAAUGCAGCCGUUUGCCACAGUGGAAAAUCCGAAGUUCAUCGAAAUGGUGAGGGUUUUGAACCCAAAAUAUAAGCUGCCUGGAAGAAAACACUUUUCAACUGUAGCUAUCCCGAAAUUAUAUAAUGAUACGGUUGAAAAGAUAAAGGCUGAAAUAUCUUCCAUACAGAGUUGUGAUAUCGCAAUCACUACUGACUGUUGGACAUCGAUAACCAAUACUCCUUUUCUAGCAGUGACUGCUCAUUUUAUUUCUAAUGAAUGGCAACUUCUAAGUGCGUGUUUGAACUGCAAACAUUUCAUAGAGGACCAUACAUCAGAAAAUUUAAUUGAAAUGUUAAGUAAUACUUUAAAAGAUUGGAAUAUUGAUGUUAAAACAUUGCCCUCAAUAACAUCUGAUAAUGGCACUAACAUUGUUAAGGCUAUCAGAGAUCUGAAGGUAAACCAGAUUUCAUGCUUUGCCCACAAUAUAAACAUUGGUGUCAACCAAUCUUUACAACAGUCUUCCUUGAAGACAGCGAUUUCUCGCUUGAAAAAGCUACAGAACACGAUUUCUCAUUCAUGGAAGAUGAAAAGAGAUUUACAGAGAGCUCAAGAGCAAUUGAGUAUGAAUGUUGAAAGCUUGCCGAGUGCAUGCCCAACACGUUGGUGGAGCACAACAAAACUUUGCAGGCGAUUUUUGUCCAAUCAGCUUCCUCUCUGCAAAGUUUUGCUGGAUUAUCCCUCCAGAAAACACUUAAUGCUUGAGGGAUCUGACAUUAAUGUUCUUCAAGAUUUUGUAAGUGUCACGAAUUUGCUUGAAGAAAUGACGAAAUCUUUAAGUGGAAGCAACUAUAUUACAGCUUCCUGCGUUCUGCCGAUGUUAAAUAAAGUUAAAAAAAAUCUUCAAGUUAAUGACAGUGACUCUGAAGUUAGUAGGAGUAUAAAACAAGAAAUUCUGGGGGCUCUGGAGGCUAAAUACAAAGAUUCAUCAAUGGCAUUGAUUUUGGGUCUUUGUUCAUUAUGUGAUCCGAGAUUCAAAGUGAAAUAUCUAGAAAAUGUGUCUGCAGUUAAAAGUAGAGCAAUUGAACUUAUGGCUGAAUCAUAUACUAUGCAAGAUGACCUACAAAUGAGUGUUCCUUCUUCAUCCAGUACUCAAACAGAAAGAAUAGGACUUGCUAAGUUUUUUGACUCAGAUGAAGAAAAGGACUUAAAUGCUAGGGAUUGCACACCAAUAGCAAAAGCUGAGAGGGAGAUGAAUGAGUAUUUGAAUAUUUCGAAAAUAAGCAUUUCGGAAUGCCCAUUAAUGUGGUGGAAAAGACAUUAUGCCUCUUUUCCGAAAUUGCAGUUAAUUGCGAGGCGCUUCCUUGCAAUACCAGGGACAAGUGUACCAUCUGAAAGUGUAUUCAGUGUAGCAGGCAAUGUUAUUACUAAAGAUCGUGCAUCUUUAUUGCCUGACAAAGCUGAGAUGCAGAUCUUUCUAAGUAAAAAUUCCAAUUAUGUUUAAUUGUGUUGCAAAAUUUUGAGAAAUAGUGUUGUGACGUUUAUAAUUGUGUUGAUAUUUAUAAUUGUUGAUGUUUAUAAUUGUGUUGAUGUUUAUAACUGUGUUGAUGUUUAUAAUUGUGCUGAUGUUUAUAGUAGUAAUUGAUGUUUAUAUUAAUAAAAUUUUUCUGUUUUAAAAUAA
Molecule: messenger RNA, 2212 nt
Organism: Parasteatoda tepidariorum (common house spider)
Lineage: Eukaryota; Metazoa; Arthropoda; Arachnida; Araneae; Theridiidae
Product: E3 SUMO-protein ligase ZBED1
Molecular function (GO): DNA binding; protein dimerization activity
Source: RefSeq, a predicted model, not a curated record